Molecule: messenger RNA, 1554 nt
Organism: Onthophagus taurus
Lineage: Eukaryota; Metazoa; Arthropoda; Insecta; Coleoptera; Scarabaeidae
Product: chymotrypsin-like elastase family member 2A
Biological process (GO): proteolysis
Molecular function (GO): serine-type endopeptidase activity
Source: RefSeq, a predicted model, not a curated record
UAAACCAAACAAUUUCUAUUAAUAACCCAUAAUAAAUCACACAGUCAAUUUAAAACAGCUUUAAAUCACACGACAUAGAAACUGUCAAUUUAUUUAUCUUUAAUCUGUUGUUCUUAGAUUAACAAGAUUGAUGACCACCUUUCAUCAACACACAAAGCCCCACAUUGUCGCCGCUUGGCGUGUUUGUUAUUUCGGACCUCACGAAGCUACCUAAUGUGGGUUAAUAAAUGAAAAUACCAGGCCAGAUAAGCAUAGACAAGCAAAAGCUCGGGGCCGUUCGAUCUAAUGUUUUAACUUGUAGCGCAUGCACCUACGACUUCGGCGAAGGCGGUAUUAGACCACUUUCGAUAGUCCGUCCAGAUACCCGCCACGACUGUCACUUUCUCUCCAAGUCGUUUGAAAAGAGGAGGUUCUUUCAAGCUCUACACUCAAAGGAGGGGUUGUUUCGUUCGGGCAAACGGUUCUUCUCUAAAACCCAUCAAGUCUUCUUUAGACUUCUAACUGCAAAGAGUUUUCAUUGUGUUUGAAGAAGUUAUAGAUUUUCGUCGAAUUUGAAGACGACGGUUGAUUUUAGUAUUCCGCGGUGUGCGGUUUGUGGUGCUAUGAACUGGAUGUUGAAUGUGCUUUCAAUUGUUAUUGUUGUUUUUUCGAUGUCUACGGCUCAAGUACUAGAAUGCGGAAGAAAUGUGAGACGUUCCCGACAGCCUCGGCAAACAACACUGGGUCACGGUCGCAUCAUCAAUGGGAAGAGAAGCGUUCGAGGAGCAUGGCCUUGGCAGGUUUCGUUGCAACUCCUCCAUCCACAGUUUGGAUUUCUAGGUCACUGGUGCGGAGGCGUUCUCAUCUCGCCCGAAUGGAUCUUAACGGCAGCACACUGUAUUAGCAAUGAUUUAUUUAAUUUACCUCUUGCUGCAUUAUGGACUGCCGUGUUAGGUGAAUACGAUCACGACCAAGAAGAAAACACCGAGCAAAGAAUUCCCGUUGACAAAAUCGUUUUACAUGAAAGAUUUCAUAAUUUUCAACAUGACAUAGCGUUAAUGAAAUUAUCAACACCUGUAAAACUAACAGGAAAUCGAGUACGGUCCAUUUGUUUGCCUACUAAAAGAUUAUCUUAUAACGAAACCGAUUUGUGUAUAGCUACAGGUUGGGGAAGAGCUAAAGAAGAUGGAAAAUUAGCUGGAAAACUUUUAGAGGUAAAAAUUCCCGUACAUGAUAAUGCAGUUUGUAAGAAAAAAUAUGAACAUGCUGUUCCAAUACGAUCUGGACAUUUAUGUGCUGGCCAUUUAGAUGGAUCUUCAGGUACAUGCGUUGGAGAUUCUGGAGGUCCUCUUCAAUGUGCAUUAAGUGAUGGGAGAUGGUUUUUAGCUGGGAUUACUUCAUUUGGAUCAGGAUGUGCUAAACCAGGAUUUCCUGACGUUUACACAAGAUUAUCUUAUUAUUUACCGUGGAUAAAGACAAAAAUGAAAGUUAAACCCCCGAAAAAGUAGAAUAUUUAGAUUAUAUCAUUGUAUAUAUUGUAAAUAUUACUGUAAAAUAAACUCUCAAUUAAAUCAA